GUACGGCCGUGUGGCGGUGGAGUCCAACUCGGAUUGCGUCAAGUCGGCGUCGCGGGAGGGCUUCGGCGGGAACGCCGGCCUUCCGGAUGCCAAGCCGCCCUUCGGAUGCGGGGCGACAUCGCCCGCGACGCAUUUGCGGAAUGUCUUCGGGAAGAAGAUGGGCUUCACAGACCAGCAGAUCGUGGCGCUCUCGGGAGCGCACACGAUUGGCCGAGCCUUCAAGGAGCGCAGCGGUACUUGCCCCUUCGGCUACAGCAACGCGGGAGCCUCGAAGUACACGAACACCGACUGCGUGGUGCGGAAGGACAAGAAAUCUGGUGUUGGAAUGGCGGGCGGUGCGGCCUGGACGAAGAACUGGCUGACUUUCGACAACAGCUACUUCAAGGACUACAAGUCGAAGGACGACCACCUCCUCUGGUUCCCGACAGACCAGGCCCUCCAUGAGGAUCCCGAGUUCAAGAAGUCUUUCGACCUGUAUGCCCAGGACCAGGAUGCCUUCUUCAGGGACUACGCAGUGGCUCACAAGAAGUUGAGCGAGCUGGGCGCCAAAUGGGAGCCGGCGGGCGGCGUCAAGAUUUGA
Symbiodinium natans is the source of this 580-nucleotide messenger RNA. The record is from the annotation of a GenBank genome assembly. NCBI's taxonomy places the organism in Eukaryota, Dinophyceae, Suessiales, Symbiodiniaceae.